Messenger RNA from Paramecium tetraurelia, 1021 nucleotides. RefSeq lists its product as uncharacterized. Lineage: Eukaryota; Ciliophora; Oligohymenophorea; Peniculida; Parameciidae. The transcript has 5 exons. Gene Ontology annotation, molecular function: electron transfer activity; heme binding. The record is from RefSeq and is a predicted model, not a curated record. Gene Ontology annotation, biological process: mitochondrial electron transport, ubiquinol to cytochrome c.
AUUAAAUAUUUUAAAAAUGAAGGCUCUUUUCUGUUUAGGAGUUGGAAUGUUGAUGACCUAAUAGGACAAGACUGUUCAUGCCUGGUUGUACAGAGAUGAUAUUGGUGCCUUUUGGGGUAUCAAGGGAUAUGAAGAGCAAGUGACAGAAGUGGGUACACAUAGAGGUCAUAUGUCAUGGCCAUAAUAUAGAUUCUUGGGCACAUUUGAUUCUGCCAGUGUCAGAAGAGGAUUUCUUGUUUUCUCUAGAAACUGUGCCAAUUGUCAUGGUAUUGUGUAUAAAAAAUAUGAUGUUUUAUUGGAUAAAGUUUACAAGCAAUUAGAGUUGGCAGCAUUGGUAAGUAAUUUCACUAUUCACCCUGCUCAUCAUCACUUCAAACAAUUCUAUUAUUAGGAAUGGGACGAGAGAGAUAGAUAUAUCCAUGACAGAAUCUACCCUCCCUACUUCUCUUAAGAUUAAGCCAAAAAUGCUAACGGUGGUGUAUGGCCAACAGACUUUUCUAAAAUCAGACUUAGACCUGGAGGCGUCAACUAUAUUUAUAACAUUUUGACCGGAUAUCACUACAAGCCUUACUAAGGUUUAGAUGUUCCAAAAGGAAAGGCAUACAACCCUUAUUUUGAUCACAUGAUCAUUGGUAUGGUCAGAUAAUUGCAUGAUGGACUUGUCGAUUAUGAGGAUGGCACUCCUGCAUCAACUCCAUAAAUGGCAUUCGAUGUCACUAAUUUCAUCCAAUUUGUUUAAAGAAGAAGCGGUUUCCAAAGACCUGAUAAGACUGUUAGAUAUUACAUGUUCUUAACAGGAAUUGCAUUAAUCUAUCCAUUUGCUUAUUUGAAGACAAGAGGAUUCUACAGAAACAAUCUUUCUCUCAGAUGGGAAAUGUAUGCAGUUAGAGAUGGAGUUUAUUACAAUCAUUUCAAAAAGGGAUGGAAGAAUUCCAGAGCUAUUCAAUUCAGAGGUCAAGUCUGGGCUUGAUUUAUAUAAAUUAUUCAAAAAUAAUGCAAAUAUUAUUUCUAUGUACAAUCA